AUGAAGCACCCAACACACAUCAUCGAUCCCAACGGGGACGUUAUCAUCAAACUCCUCGACCCAAAUGCUCCAUUUGCCGUAUGUGAAGAAUGGGACUAUGGAGAGGAUGAGGAAUUCCCCCCGUGGUUCGGAUCAAGACAGUGGCAUCCUUUGAAUAACGAACAAGCAGUCGACUCGCUCCUUGAUCUCACCCUCGCUGAUCAGGACACCCAGAAUGGAUCACCAAAGUCUGCAGCAUCAGAGACUCAUGUUGCCCAAUUGGCGGCAACCGGUCUAACGAGAGUGCCUACUCGACGACGACGGCCACGGAGAAUGAGCGAAGGCGAAUGUAUUUUAACUGAAUAUGCACGCAAACCUGCAUUCAACGAUGAAUACACCUACCAAGUCUCAUCGCGACAUCUCAUACUUGCGUCUCCAUUCUUCCGCGCAGCACUGACAGGAGGGUGGAAGGAGACCCGCACCCUAGGCACAGACGGCUCUGUGACAUUCACCGUCUAUGACUGGGAUGACCAGGCGCUCUUGAUUUUUCUGAACAUUGUCCACGGACGGCACCGCGAUUUGCCCUGGAAAGUAGGGUUAGAGCUCUUGGCGAAGAUCACCGUCAUCGCCGACUAUUAUCAAUGUAUAGACGCCAUUCAAUUCAUGGCGCUGUCUUGGCUCAACGGCUAUGGAGCAAUUGGAUCAGCGGAUGGAUUCAUUGGCAUUGCCCAUUCCAAAGAGGAUUCUAGGUGA
Molecule: messenger RNA, 732 nt
Organism: Aspergillus thermomutatus
Lineage: Eukaryota; Fungi; Ascomycota; Eurotiomycetes; Eurotiales; Aspergillaceae
Exons: 3
Coding region: 1-732 (243 amino acids)
Source: RefSeq, a predicted model, not a curated record